Molecule: messenger RNA, 5201 nt
Organism: Gavia stellata (red-throated loon)
Lineage: Eukaryota; Metazoa; Chordata; Aves; Gaviiformes; Gaviidae
Gene: NEK1
Product: NIMA related kinase 1
Exons: 34
Coding region: 25-3945 (1306 amino acids)
Biological process (GO): protein phosphorylation
Molecular function (GO): protein kinase activity; ATP binding
Source: RefSeq, a predicted model, not a curated record
UAAGGAUGCCUUAAGAAGAUCACUAUGGAUAAGUAUAUUAAAGUGCGAAAGAUUGGAGAAGGCUCCUUUGGGAAAGCAAUUCUUGUCAAAGCGAAAGAAAAUGGCCAACAGUAUGUUAUUAAGGAAAUAAACAUCUCUAAGAUGUCAAAUAAAGAGAGAGAAGAAUCAAGGAGAGAAGUUGCUGUAUUGGCUAAUAUGAAACAUCCGAAUAUUGUCCUGUAUAGGGAGUCAUUUGAAGAGAAUGGCUGUCUCUACAUAGUGAUGGAUUACUGUGAAGGAGGAGAUCUAUUUAAAAAAAUAAAUGCCCAGAAAGGAAUCUUAUUCUCUGAAGAUCAGAUUCUGGAUUGGUUUGUACAAAUCUGUUUAGCACUGAAACACAUACAUGACAGAAAAAUCCUGCAUCGGGACAUAAAGUCACAGAAUAUAUUUUUAACCAAAGAUGGAACAAUACAGCUGGGAGAUUUUGGGAUCGCCAGAGUUCUUAACAGCACUGCUGAAUUGGCUCGCACUUGCAUAGGAACGCCAUACUAUUUAUCGCCUGAAAUAUGUCAGAACAAACCUUACAACAAUAAAAGUGAUAUCUGGGCUCUUGGUUGUGUUCUCUAUGAAAUGUGCACACUUAAACACGCGUUUGAAGCUGGUAACAUGAAGAACUUGGUACUGAAGAUAAUCUCUGGACCUUUUCCUCCUGUUUCUAUGCAUUACUCCUAUGACCUACGUAAUCUGCUGUCACAGUUAUUUAAAAGGAAUCCUAGGAACAGACCAUCAGUAAACUCCAUAUUGGAGAAAAACUUUAUAGCCAAACGGGUUGAAAAAUUUCUCACGCCACAGCUUAUUGCAGAAGAAUUCAAUCACAAAAUCUUCCAGAAGUUUGGACCACAUGCUGCACCAGCUAAAAGACCAGCUCAAGAACAAAUACUGACUUCAGUUGCACCAGCUCAGAAAAUUACCAAACCUGCUGCAAAAUAUGGAGUGCCUUUAGUGAUCAGGAAGUCUUGUGAUGCACCUAAAAAGCCUAAUGAGAAGAAGCCAUUGGCUAAAUCUAGACAGGCCUUUCCAACUCCAAUGAAGAAAAUGAAUCCAGGAGAUGAAAGGAGGAAAAUGUUUGAGGAGCCUUCAAAAAAGAAAAGGUUAGAACUGCCUGAAAAAGAAAAACGCCAGAAAGAUCAGAUCAGUUUACUGAAGGCAGAUGAAAUGAGAAGAUUGGAAAAAGAAAGGAUGGAACGAAUAAACAGAGCCAGGGAACAAGGAUGGAGGAAUGUGCUUGGUUCAGGUGGAAGUGGUGAUGUUAAGGCAUCAUAUUAUGGCUGUGGAGGUGGUGUUGGUCCUUUUCCUGUGUCUUCCAGAGGACAACAUGAACACUAUCAUGCUAUUUUUGACCAAAUGCAACAGCAAAAGGAAAACAUUAGAGUAGCUGAAGAGAGGGAAUCCAAAUUGAGGGCAAAAGUGCAAGGCCAAGAAAUUAUUGAAAGAGGAAUUCCACCUGGAAUACGUCCAGGAGUUCCUAAGGGGCCUGCAGGUCAUCACCAUUUACCUGAUGCUGGUGCAGUUAGGAAAAAAAUGAAAAGAUUGAAGGAGGUGUCUAAACAAGCCAAUGCAAACAGGCAAAAAGGAUGGAUAGCUGGAGAUAGAGCAAAGCAAGUUGAAGAAUUCUGGCAACGAAAGAGAGAAGCCAUGGAAAACAAAGCUCGAGCUGAGGGACACAUGGGUACACUGCAAAACAUGGCAGAUACCUAUGGAGGCAGGCCCAUUUCUGCAAGAGGAAGGAAAUCCAGAAACAAGGAGGAAGAGGAAUAUUUGGCAAGAUUAAGACAGAUCCGGCUACAGAACUUUAAUGAACGUCAACAGAUUAGAGCAAAACUUCGUGGAGAGAAGAAUGAAGCUGCCAGUUCUGACGGACAAGAAUCAAGUGAGGAAGCAGAACUGAAACGCAAAAAGAUAGAAGCACAGAAGGCCCAAGCAAAUGCUCGAGCUGCAGUUCUGAAAGAACAGUUAGAGCGAAAGAGAAAGGAAGCAUAUGAAAGAGAGAAAAGAGCCUGGGAAGAACAUCUGGUAGCGAAAGGGGUAAAGAAUCCUAAUGUGCCUUUGCAUGUGGGAGCUACAGAACACAGUCCUGUGCAUGGACUACAAGAGCUUGGGGCAGCUGCUCUUCCUAAGCCACAACUUCCAGUGAAGCCUGGUACACCAGUCAUCUCCAUGACUUCUGCUUUGAAGGAAGUGGGUGUGGAUGAAAAUAUAACUGCUAUCCAGGAAGCUGAGGAGGAAAUAAAAAAGCCAGAAUUUGCAUUGCAAAAUAAACGAGAAAUACUGAGAAGAUUAAAUAAAAAUCUUAAAGCUCAAGAAGAUGAGAAAGAAAAAAAGGAGUUUAAAAAUAUCUCUGAAUCAUCUGGGCCUGAAGGUGGUAAGGAACAACAAGAAGGUGACCAUCCACUUCUAGGAGAUCGCAAAAAAUGGGAAUCUGGGGCAUCUGAGUUGGUAGUUCCUCUAGCUCAUUUAUCAAUGGAAGAUUCUCUCUCCGGAACAGACCGACAAACUCUGGGGGAAGUAAUUAGAUUAGAUAUUGGUGAACCCCACAGGAAAGUCUGGGGCAAAAGCCCUACUGAUUCAGUCCUGAAGAUCCUAGGAGAAGCAGAGUUGCAGCUGCAAACCGACCUACUAGAGGAACUAGAUGUAAUAAAUGGUACUGCAGAACUUCUUGAAGGAGAUCAUCAGUCCUUAAUUGUAAAAGAGGAGAAGGAAGAGAAAGCUUUUCCUACGGUCGAAGCUCAGCCUUCAGUACCAGUUGGUAUCACAGAGUCUAACAUCACUAUGCCAGAAGACUCUCAAAGAGCUGGACCUACCGAGGUGCAGAGCAAACCUAUAAUGCUGGAUGAGCCUGAUGAUUUGGAAGCAGAGAUGUUGGAAGAAACAGAAGAAGGUAAAAAGCACCAGAGUAAGGAGAGUAAGGAAUUUCCCAUCACUGUUAAUGAAGUGUGGGUAAAAGAGAAGGAGGAUAAGGCACAACAUGACAGAAGAAAUGAGGCAGCUUCUGAGAAAGUAGUGCUUAACAAGGUGCAACCACAAAAGGAAGCUCCGGAAGAAACUUGUUCCAGUGACUCUCUGCAACCUGAACCCUUAUUUCAGAGGGUAAUACAGCCCCCAGCUGUACCAACAGCCUCACCAGUUCUGUCAACUCAGUCUUCACAGGAAGAGCCUUUUGUACCUCGUUCACGUUCCAUAUCGCCAGCAAAAAAUAAAGGCAAAAGUUCAUUGUUGAUUGGACUUUCUACAGGGCUUUUUGAUGCAAACGACCCAAAGAUGUUGAGAACAUGUUCCCUCCCGGAUCUUUACAAACUGUACAGAACUUUAGUCGAUGUUCCCAGUGUAGCAGAUGUGCAGCAUCAACAUAAUCUUGAAAUAGAUGAUACGGAAGAUGAGCAAGCCAAAGAAGGACCCUCUGAUUCUGAGGAUAUUAUGUUUGGGGAGGCAGAUACAGAUUUGCAGGAACUCCGGGCCUCAAUGGAACAAUUGCUUAGGGAGCAGCCUAGCGAGGAAUUCAGUGAAGAGGAGGAGUCUACUUUAAAGGCUAACAUCAUUGACUGCAUUACAAACGGUACAGAGCUGGAUGAAGGAGACGAAAAUAACCCCAGCAGUGAAAGUGCACUUAAUGAAGAAUGGCAGUCAGAUAAUAGUGAUGGAGAGAUUGCCAGUGAAUGUGAAGAAUGUGAUAGUAUCUUCAGCCAUUUGGAAGAGUUAAGAUAUAACCUGGAGCGGGAAAUAGGCUUUGAUAAAUUCAUUGAAGUUUAUGAGAAAAUAAAGGCUAUACAUGAAGAUGAAGAUGAAAAUAUCGAUAUUUGUUCAACCAUAGUUCAGACUAUUCUUGGAAAUGAACACAAACACCUCUAUGCCAAAAUACUUCACCUAGUAAUGGCAGAUGGAGCCUACCAAGAAGAUAAUGAUGAAUAAACCUGACUCAGGAAGUUCCUUAAUGCUGUACUACAUAUCGGUGUUUGAAGUCUGCACAGCUGAAUAACAAAUUGUAGUGGAGAAGGUAACGUAGGGCAGGAGAAGCAAGACUUCAAAAAAGAAUGUUGAUUGUACAAAAAAGAGGAAAAACAUGCCUUUUAAAAACUGAGAUACCUAUACACUUCUCUUGUGUGUACUUGCAUAUGUGUUCAUUAAAUAUUAGAUGCCCAAAAUAAAUAAAAAACAAACAAAAAACAAACAAUAAAACAAAAACCCCCAAAACCUGUCAUCUCUCAAAUUCCAAAAGAAAUAUAGAAAGGAAUACCUGCAGAUAAUCUGACACAAAACUGAGACCUAUACUGUAAAACAAUUUCUGCCAUACCAACAGCUGGCUGGUAUGGUUAAGCAAUUGGAAGCAUUACUGUGUUUGGAAGUACCUGCAUCUAGCUAUUCACUUACAUACUUAAAAUAGCCUCUCUUUAUACCUACAUAAAGAAAUUACUUCGUCUUUAUUGACCCUCAUGGUUGUAUUUUAAUAGCAUCUUAAUCCAGUGGUCCAGUUUGAGUAUUUAACUUUUUUGUUAAUAAAAAUUACUGUAUUUUGAAGCUGAAGGCUUCUAUCACUUUUUAACCAGUGCCACCUGAAAUAUCUUAAUCAUGCUUCUAAAUCAAGGCAAACUGGUACUUCAGUCAUUGUUGAAAUGUCUGGGGUUUUUUGAGACUGUAAAAUUCAUCUGGAGCUAGAAUACUUUUUUCCAGUAUUUUUCUUCCUCUUCCCCAACCCCUUCCCAAAAUUCCAAGUAUUUUAGCUCUUAUGAAUUUUGUAAUCUGGUCCAUGAUAGCAUAGUAUGCUGUUGAAUUGAAAGGAGUGGGGCUUUUUCAGUUUGUUUUUAAACUCUUACUGUUACACUCAUGGCUCCAGCAGCCACGGGGAAAAAUGAAAUAUUGCAGGCACAAGUGCUAUGUACUACUACUCAUCUUUUGGCUCAUGUUUCGCAGCUUGAUUUCUACCACCCCGAAAGAAAAACAGGUUUCUUCUGACCCACAUUUACCUGUUCCUCCUGUCAAAGCAGUACUAUAGAGGGCAGACAUUAGGUAUGCCGUUGUUUUCCAAUCAUCAUCUCUGGAACAGCUUUAUUGGUUUCCCAUACAAUAAGUCUCUUGUUACAAAUCUGAUGAACUGUCAGACUUCCAACUGCCCUAUUGGAGAAAAAUAGAUUUAUUUUUUUUUUUUUUAGCUACAGCCAGUUACAAUC